ACAUUAUGAUAACUUCGUUUCUUUUUCGUAACAGCUGUGAAUAUAUGUUUUAUGUAUUGAAUAUAUCUUUCUCUUAAGCAUUUUCAAUAUAUCUGUGUUUACUUUAAAUACAUUUGAAAUGCUAGUUCAUUGAUUUAAUUAACUCGAUAAUGCUUAUGGAUCUUAUGUUCAGUUCAUUCAAGAAAAAAAGAUCGUUUGUAUCUAUUAGUGAUUCCUUCACAGAAAAAUAAUGGUAAAGCAGCAUAUUUCAUCGUCAGUUCAUGUUUUAUAUGCGCCGUUCUGUUUUCUACAUUUGUUAUUGAAAUAAGUUGAAGUUAUGGAAUCAGGGAUUACUUUUCGUGAAAUGUCAGUAAAUCAUGUGAGAUGUGUUCAUUGACAAGAUAUUGACUGGCAAUGAUAUCGGAAAGUUUAACAGUUGUAAUCACAUAGCAGUUAAUAAGAUCUAUAAUAAUAUUCGUCAGAUCCGAUGAAAAUUUCGGAUUUGCAUACAGUCAGGAUGCUCUGAUGUCAGGUUUUACCAUCCGAUAGACAUUGAAUUCGUUUUGAAAUAUUCCCGAGUGCUGUGUUUGACAGUGUGAAAAAAUAAUCAAAGGUCUGUUUAUUAGAUAGGAGAAACAUGUUAGGUGGUUGGAUGUUGAUGUGUGUGUUUGUCGGAGUCACAGGGGUACAUAUACAUUUGAUAUCAAAUGAACAACGUUUACAUCAUUAUAUAAUGCAGGAUAAACGAUACAAUAAACUCAUCCGGGCACCUGGGGUCAUUAAGGUCGUUAAUACAACAGCAGAAGACAAUUCAACGAGUGGAAAUACAACAGUAAAUACUCUUACAGUGAAACUCGGAAUCAGUCUGUCCCAAAUUCUACUAGUUUCCGAGAAGAAUCAGAUAGUAACCACAAACAUUUGGCUUAGACAUGAAUGGAGAGAUUCCAGAUUAAAAUGGGACCCUGAUAAUUUUGGCGGUCUUAAUUAUACACAUUUUCCUUCUGACGACUUAUGGAGACCGGACAUCAUUCUCUAUAACAAUGCGGACGGAGACUUCAACGUAACGUUGUUAACCAAGGCGACCGUAUUCAGUAACGGUCGUGUUGUAUGGGAACCUCCAGCUAUUUACAAAAGUUACUGUCCAAUUAAUGUAGAGUUCUUCCCAUUCGACCAGCAAGAAUGUUUUAUGAAGUUCAGCUCAUGGACACAUGAUGGACAUUCAAUUGAUCUACGGCACAUCAAAGAGGAUACAGGUAUUCACAUUGAAACGUUUACAAUAUAUCCUAAUGGAAUAGAUUUAUGUGAAUAUAACCAAAAUGUUGAAUGGGACAUUAUCAACGUAACAGCAAAACGGAAGGAGAAAUUCUACCCCUGUUGCCCAGGAAGUCCAUAUCCGGAUAUCACAUUUAAUAUAACAAUACGCCGAAAGACUUUAUUCUACACAAUCAAUUUAAUAAUGCCAAUAAUUGCUAUAUCGACACUUACAGUACUUGUGUUUUAUUUACCAAGUGACUCUGGUGAAAAAAUCACUCUAUCCAUAUCUAUUCUGCUUGCAUUGACUGUGUUCUUCUUGCUUUUAUCAGACAUAAACCCGCCGACAUCCAUUGUUAUACCACUAAUAGGAAAAUAUCUACUUUUUACGAUGAUAGUGGUCACUAUGUCUAUAUUCUUGACAGUUUAUACAUUAAGCGUUCACUUCCGGUCACAGGCGACACAUAACAUGUCACCGUGGAUAAAGCGCGUAUUUACAGAAAUUCUCCCGAAAAUACUUUGUAUGAAGCGGCCUGUACAAGAGAAACGACCGCCAAAAGAACCUUUAGAAGUAACAACAAAUCUUCUUGACGACGAGGUUAACGAUGAGAUGACACAACAACCGAAUUAUGCUAAUUUACGACGGCGAAUGGCGCCGGCAUAUAAACAAGUCUUAGUUGGUUAUCCGGAAGAAAUCAGAGCGUCAUUAAAAGGUGUCACAUACAUAGCAGAACAUCUGAAGUCGGAAGACCUUGAUAAAUCGAUUGAAAGAGACUGGAAUUACGUUGCCAUGGUUAUGGAUAGACUGUUUCUGUUUAUUUUUACAACGGCAUGUAUAUGUGGUACAAUCGGGAUAUUUCUGAAUGCACCGUCAAUACAUGAUCCCAGGAUGCCGAUGUCUAAAGAUGACUUCAACUGUUCCAAGCGUUAACUCUGUCAGUGUUUCUUGUGAAAUGUAUUGCUCCAUUCCAUUCAUCCAAGGCUAUGUUAGACGUUCGUAUGAGCUGAAAGAAUUUUUACCAUCAGUUGUCAAUUCUUGAUUUGAAAUAAAACUGAGAUAGUUGAAAAUAAAUUUUCAGUUCAUUUUUUAAUUCAGAGGACAAAGUCUUGCUUAACAAUUUAUGGAUGUAUUGUUUAACAGUUGAUAUUAUUGCGAUGAAGAAAAUGGACAUUAUGCAUAUGUUUAAUAUUGCUUUAUUCCGUGUGUUUCAUGCUAUUUGUCAUAUCAAAUGUAUGACAGAACUUUAUAUCUGUAUACAUUUUGUAAUCUUUAAUCAUGACCACUAUAAAAUUAAUACGAAAAAGAAAUAUUGAUAAUUUUAUUACAUAUAUGCUCUGAUUCAUAAACAUGCCAUAAUUACUGUAUAGAAUGACUGUGAAAAUAUAUUUU
This is a messenger RNA of Ruditapes philippinarum (Manila clam), 2620 nucleotides long. Its product is annotated as acetylcholine receptor subunit alpha-like 1. The transcript has 7 exons. Gene Ontology annotation, cellular component: postsynaptic membrane; synapse; neuron projection. The record is from RefSeq and is a predicted model, not a curated record. NCBI's taxonomy places the organism in Eukaryota, Metazoa, Mollusca, Bivalvia, Venerida, Veneridae. Gene Ontology annotation, biological process: signal transduction; nervous system process; monoatomic ion transmembrane transport. The coding region runs from base 617 to 2161 and encodes 514 amino acids. Gene Ontology annotation, molecular function: acetylcholine-gated monoatomic cation-selective channel activity; transmembrane signaling receptor activity.